CGGGGAACUAACAACACCACAACAAGCGGCGAUGACGAACGGCGGCAGCACUGGCUCAGGUGGUGGUGGCGGAGUUGGCGAUGGACGUGGAGAUGGCGACCACCAGCAGCACCAGCAGCAGCAGCAGCAGCAGCAACGGCAACAGCGCACAGCAUCAUCACCUCCAGUCGUUACAGAUGUCCAAGACGAGCUGCAGCCGUUCUUCCAGGAGGACUUUGACGUGGCCUCCUUCUCCACCAGCGUCAUUCGCGGAAAGAUGAUCCAGCAGCAGCUGGACAAGUUGAACGCUGGUAUCGAACGGAUACAGAAGGAGCUUUAUGCGCAGGUUGCAUCGAGACACGCAGACUUGAUUACCCAAGCGACUGGCAUUCAGAGGCUUGAAGAUGUGCUUGCGAUGAUCACUGCACGUGUGGAGGGGUUGCAGAAGAGUAUUCUCCGAAUCAAGGACAAGCUGCAUGCGCCAUAUCAGCACAUUGCACAGAAGACGCGCAAGCUGGAGCGCAUGCAAGCGGCGUGCGAGCUGCUCCGCCGGACUGUCCGCUUCCUCACGCUCGUCUCAAAGCUUAAGCAGCAGCGCAGCGGCGGCGACAAGGACAUGAGCAGGGCUGCGUACACGCUGAGCGAAAUCCAGCACCUUGUUGCAGACAAAGCGCUGCAUGGCAUCCACGUGAUUGAGCGCGACCGCGCAUGGGUGUACGAGACACGCGAAGACAUUGAGAAACAGGCCCGCGAGAAGCUCAGCCGUGGGCUGGACCACCUGAAGCACCAGACGCUGACAACAUCGCUGCAGGUCUUCCACAACCUCGGAUCCCUCAAGGACGAGGUUGACUCUGUGCUGCAGUCGCGGAUGCUGGUGCUGGUGCGGUCGCUCGAUUCGCUCCUCUUCCUCCCAUCAGACCUCAGCGGGAAACACAGCAUGGACAGCGGCAUCCGCGCGCAUGUGUGGGACCACCUUGACCGGUUCCUGAAGCAGUUUCGAAAGCUUGCGUUUGAGAGCCGCACCCUCCAUCUCGUCAUGAUGAAACGGCGAUCGCAGUCGUCCUACCACACAUUCGCACAGCUGGUGGAGCCCUCCCCAGGUGGGGUUGCGCAUCGCGUGUGGUCGGAAAUGCUGACGACUGCAAAGGCCGCAUUCGACAAGACAGACGGGUCGAACGCUGCGCGACGGGUGCUUGAGGCCGGAUAUCCAAAGAUGCUGCAGCUCUUCCUUGACAAGUGGAGGCAAAUUCUGGACCACUUCAGUGCGGAUUACAGUUCCGAUUUGCUGCGCGCAGAGCAGUCGCAACUGCGGGACACGUGA
Messenger RNA from Salpingoeca rosetta, 1300 nucleotides. RefSeq lists its product as uncharacterized. Bases 32 to 1300 code for a protein of 422 amino acids. The transcript is spliced from 14 exons. Gene Ontology annotation, biological process: intra-Golgi vesicle-mediated transport. Lineage: Eukaryota; Choanoflagellata; Craspedida; Salpingoecidae. The record is from RefSeq and is a predicted model, not a curated record. Gene Ontology annotation, cellular component: COG complex.